Lecanosticta acicola is the source of this 3177-nucleotide messenger RNA. The record is from the annotation of a GenBank genome assembly. NCBI's taxonomy places the organism in Eukaryota, Fungi, Ascomycota, Dothideomycetes, Mycosphaerellales, Mycosphaerellaceae.
AUGGCACAUCUCAUCCGAGGCAAGCAGGCAGGCAUCCAGAACGACCUCAGCGCCGGAUUGAGCUCGGAACUCUUCGCCUUGGACGACCUGGCUCGAUAUGGAGUCAACUCUCAAAUAGCAUGUCUGGCUUAUGACCCCGUCCAAUCCCUUCUGGCCGUGGGCACCAAGAGCUCUCAAUUCGGACCAGGUCAGAUCUACAUCUUUGGAAGGGGCAGGAUCUCCGCCGUCCUACCUGUACCAGCACGGGGAGCAAGCCCUCAAACAUUACAGUUCUGCGCUGAGAAGCUCGUGUGUCUGGACUCGAAGCACGAUGUCUCCAUCUAUUCCAUUGAGCUGAAGAGACUCAUUACUUCUUACUCACCACCUGGCGUGGUGACGGCGUUAUGCACGGAUCCAAUGCUGGAUUAUGCAAUACUGGGCAUGCAGACUGGCGAGAUAUUGGCCUAUGACAUGGACCGAGAGUCGCCUGCGCCGUUCAGAGUGCCCAGUCUGUGGCAAGAAGUCGACCCCAAAGCACGGGUGUCCAACAUCGUGUCAUUGCAAUUCCAUCCCCGAGACAUUGGGACGCUGCUCAUUGGAUACACGCACGGCGCGGCCAUCUACAGCUUCAAGCUGAAUAAAGCUCUCAGAUUCUUCCCGUACGAGGUACCUCGGGGUGCGCCUGGAGGAGAUGGCGACGCGGCUGCUGCGUCUAUGCCAAGAAGGCCGCGAUUGACGCAGGCUGUCUGGCAUCCGACUGGAACCUUUAUCAUGACUGGUCACGACGACAGCUCAAUUGUCUUCUGGGACACCAUCAAAGACGGCAGGAUGCUCAUGGCGCGCACAUUAACAGACACCAACGUAGCCACUCCUGGCACCGUGACUGGUAACGCAGGAUCGAGACCGGGCACCAUGGCCGUCAAAGAACCUCUAUUCCGUAUGUCGUGGUGUGCAAAUCAGCAAGACCCUGAAGAUACAAUGAUCCUGAUCGCAGGCGGUCAGUCCACACAGGCCCCCACGAAAGGCUUGACACUGUUCGAGAUGGGUCGCACGCCCGUCUACGCCACCAGCACGUGGGACAUACUGGUCGGGUACUUCGACUCGCCGAAGCGUCAGAGGAUACUGCCCACUCCUCCUGGGGCUGAAGUAAUCGACUAUUGCUUGAUCCCCCGUACCUCGCCUCACUUUGCUGGUGCACAUGAUCCUAUCGCUGUAAUUGCUCUGCUCUCCUCGGGAGAGCUCCUCACUCUGUCCUUCCCAUCGGGAAUGCCGAUCAGUCCCACGAACCAGCUGCAUCUGUCCCUCACUUUCGUACACCCGUUCGUGAAGUCAAUCAACUCUGCACAAGUUGAGCGCGACCGUUGGCUGGGCUUGCAAGAGCGUCGUCAGCAAGGUCCCUUGAUACUGCAAGGUGGUAGCGAGCUCCCUCAUCACACAAGAAAGAGUGGGAGUCGAAGCAUCGUACACACGGUCCACGCUGAUGGCACAAUCCGGUUUUGGGAUCCCGGCUAUGGCGAUGAGAUUGAGAACGAGAAGCUUCUGCAAGUGGACGUGGCUCGCGCUGUCGGUCGCUGGAACGACGUCGAUAUCACCGCGACCUCGUUUGCAGGGGCCAGCGCAGAGCUUGCAGUCGGUUUGCGCAGUGGCGAGCUGGUCGUCUUCCGCUGGAGCACUAAUCGCAGCGCGGGUAAGGAACCGCCGCAAGCAAGACCAAAUCAAGCUGGGGCGCUCACAAGCAUCACCGACCGCAUCGAACCCUCAUUGAGUGAGGGUCUGUGUCCUUUGACACUCCUCGAUCAGAAAGAUGGGCUGGUGACAGCUGUUGCAAUGAGCGAGAUAGGCUUUGUCGCAGCUGCAUUCGAAGGUGGAAGCGUUGUAGUAGUCGACUUGCGCGGACCCGCCAUUAUCCUCAACACAUCCGUACAGGAAUUUGCUAAGAGCCGCAAGUCUGGCAGUCUUCGUCGACGGGCGAGCAGCGCGAGCGACAAACCAGAAUGGGCGACGCAGUUGGAAUUCAGCAUCAUGUCACUUGAGGGAGAAGACUACAGUUCGAUUCUUGUUCACGUUGGGACCAACGCGGGUAAUCUCGCCACCUUCAAGAUUCUGCCAGACCCAAGUGGCAGGUACACCGUACAGUACGCUGGCCACGUCGCACUGGACGGCAGUAAGGUAAUGUACAUUGCCCCGAUCAAUGCGGAUGUCGGUAAGCCAGCUGCUGCCUCGCAAGCAGCAAUGGGCGGCCUCCGCAACGGACUGAAAGUCAACGGAGCCUUGAUAGCCGUCACGCCGACGAGCAUCCACAUUUUCAAACCCGCGACAUCCAAAGGCGCCCACAAGACCUUUGACAGCUAUUUCUGCGACUGUGCCGGUAUCGUGCGAUACCAGGAUCAAAGCUACGCCGUACUCGGUCUCUUCGGAGACGGCAGAGCCAGAGCCUACACCCUGCCCUCCCUACGAGAACUCACCUCCAUCGACGUAGCCAACAUCAACAACCAAGGCUUCGGAUUAGAUAUCCGCCAACUCCACCGAGCCACCAUCACCCCCACGGGCUCCAUCCUCGCCUUCACGGGCCCCAGCGAGAUCGCCGUCUGCAACAUCUGGGGCGCCGGCGAACCGCUCAUGCGAAGACAAGACCGCGUCUUCCACCCGGACCGCCUCAUCCCACCCCGCCCCACCAUCUCCGCCGUCCAAUGGGUCACGGGAACACAAUACAUCACACCGGCCGACAUGGACAUCCUCAUCGGCGGACCGGACCGUCCGCCCAGCAAACGCAUGAUCGCGCAGGCGCGCUCGGAGGAAGAACAGCGUCGGCAGGCCGGACGGACGAAUGCCCGUGGUGAUGCCGCCGCCGCCGUCGCCGCGCAAUCCGACGAGGGAUACUGGGCCUACAUGCAGCGGCAGAUCCAGGAACGGACGGAGAAAUUGGGCAUCGCGGGCGACGGGAUGGAGAGUCUGGAGCAGAAUAGUGCGAAUUGGCUGCAAGACGUGAAUAAGUUUGUCGGGAGGCAGAAGAAGAGUGCGGCGACUGGGAGUAAGUCUCUUUUCCCCUUUUUCCCCAUUUUCCCUUUUCCCCCAUUUCUUUUCUUUUUUUUUUGAAUGUACAACCGGCGUUUUUGAGGGCGAUCAGAUAUAUCAUACUGACAUUGUCUACUUUUUUUUUCCGCGACGACAGUUAUCAAAGCUCGGUUUGGCUUCUGA